Hemibagrus wyckioides is the source of this 5055-nucleotide messenger RNA. It is a transcript of the gene gc2, whose product is annotated as guanylyl cyclase 2. Gene Ontology annotation, molecular function: peptide receptor activity; ATP binding; protein kinase activity. NCBI's taxonomy places the organism in Eukaryota, Metazoa, Chordata, Actinopteri, Siluriformes, Bagridae. The transcript is spliced from 20 exons. The record is from RefSeq and is a predicted model, not a curated record. Gene Ontology annotation, biological process: protein phosphorylation; cGMP biosynthetic process; receptor guanylyl cyclase signaling pathway. Bases 191 to 3568 code for a protein of 1125 amino acids.
CAACCAGGAUUCCAACAGUUAAAACACAAGUUUACGCUUUACGGAUGAUGAUAAGGCGCUAUGCAACUGAUCAUCCAAAUUUACUUUAUCAAAUAGAAUUGAACUAUGGGUAGGCUCCAACGAUGACACCUCUGAUGUGACACCUAGUGGGCUCCAGAGCACACCAACCUUACUGAGCCGUAGUCCUGAGAUGCGACGGCGGCUCUGUGCCUUCUAUAAUUUACCACCAGAAUGGGCCAGCCAAGGACUCCAGACCAGUGAUAAAUGUUCACCCUACCCCCAUCAGUAUGGCCAUCUCUUCUCCUGUUCCUCUUGGCACUUCUGGGCCUCUGUAAUCCUGUUGUGCCUCCUUUAUCCUGUAUCCACUGCUGCUUCUAUCUUUCGAGUAGGGGUGGUCGGGCCAUGGUCCUGUGACCUACUCUUUGCCAAAGCUUAUCCCAGUGCAGCAGCACAAAUAGCUGUAAGUCGUAUCAACCAGGACCCAUCUCUCUAUCCUGGGGUCACUUUUGAUUAUGUCAUCCUGGAGGAAGAUUGUGAGACAUCGCAGGCUCUCUCCCACUUCCUUGGCUACUAUGUGCGGGCGUCUGCCUUUAUUGGGCCAGUCAACCCAGGUUACUGUGACACAGCAUCCCUUCUGGCGAAAAGCUGGAACAAAGCUGUGUUCUCCUGGUCAUGUAUUGGUGAUGAGCUGGAUGCCAGAAGCAACCACCCCACGUUUGUCCGCACUAUGCCCGUGCCCUCUCUUGUGCUGCUGCAUUUCAUGCGACACUUCCACUGGGCUCACGUGGGUAUCAUUUCCUCAGGUGAUGACAUCUGGAUAGAGACUGCAAACAAGGUAGCCAACACAUUGCGCAGCCAUGGUAUGCCUGUUGGCAUAGUGGCAGCUAUUGGGAAGGACAUGGUCAGCAUGCGCAAGACCCUAGCCAAGGUCAAGAGGGUAGAAAACCUACGCUUGGUCAUCCUCUGUAUGCACUCCGUCUUAAUAGGGGGCAAAGAUCAGCAGAUGCUUCUUGAGAUGGCCCAUGAUAUGAGGAUGACAGAAGGCUCCAUGGUAUUUGUGCCCUAUGACACCCUCCUGUACAGCUUGCCCUACCAGAACCUUUCUCAAUACAUCCUUCCCAACAAUAGCAAGCUGCUGCAUGCUUAUGAUGCUGUGCUUACAAUCACUGUGGAAUCUCCUGAACGGCACUCAUUUUAUCAAACUUACAUUGAGGCACAGACCAACGGAGAGAUUCCCAAGAACAUUAAACCCCACCAGGUGUCCCCUCUGUUUGGUACCAUCUAUUCCUCUAUCCUGUUCAUGGCCCAUGCCAUGCAGAGUUUGAAAGCAUCAAGACAGUGGAUGUCUGGUGAUAAUCUGGCCCAGCAUGCACAUAACCUGACAUUCAAGGGUUUCAGUCACCCCAUCCACACAAGUCAUUCAGGCUUGGGUCUACUGGAUUAUGUUGUGCUGGAUACAGAUGGCUUAUCUUGGGAAAUGAGGCCUUGCUACCGAAUAGAAAUGGAGACGGACAUGGUACACUUUCUUGGUCAGUCCAUUCACUUUCCCCGAUAUGGGCCGCCUAAGACUGACUCCAAAUGCUGGUUCACACAAGGAAUCAUCUGUGGUGGAGGCGUGGAUCCUAUCCAUCUAAUUAUUUUCUUCAUCUGUGUCUUUCUACUAAUCUUCUCUUUUGUUGCUUCUGUUUACUUUAUAAGGCGACGACUCACUCAGAUUCAAUUAGUCCGAGGUCCAAAUAAAAUCCUAUUGACCUUGGCUGAUGUCACCUUCAUCAAUCCAUCACUAAGUAACAAGAAGAUGAGUUUGGAAGAAAGCAAGACCAGUGAUACAAGAAAAAGCCUCUCAGAGCGCAGCCACACCUCUCCAUUCUCUAGUCAAUCUCCAGCCACCUAUGAGAAUUCAAACGUCGCCAUCUUUGAGGGAGAUUGGGCUUGGCUAAAACGACUUCCCCAUGGGAAUUUUCGGAGUAUUAACCCAAGUACCACUGAUGUGUUUGAACUGAUGAAAGACAUGAGGCAUGAAAACGUUAACCCUUUCAUGGGCUUCUUUCACGACUGUGGAGUCUUUGCCAUAGUGACAGAGUACUGUUCCCGUGGCAGCCUGGAAGAUCUGCUGCAUAAUGACGAUGUCAAACUGGACUGGAUGUUUAAAUCUUCCCUCCUGCUAGACCUCAUUAAGGGAAUGAAAUACCUUCACCACAGGAAUGUAUGUCACGGAAGGCUGAAGUCCAGAAACUGUGUGGUUGAUGGACGUUUUGUGCUCAAAGUGACUGACUACGGCUACAACGAAGUGCUGGAGUCUCAGAGGUUUCCAUACAUAGAGCCAGUGGCUGAGGAGCUGCUGUGGACAGCCCCUGAGAUCUUGAGAAGUUCUUAUCCAGGGCUGAAAGGCAGUCUGGCAGGGGAUGUUUACAGCUUCUCCAUUAUCAUGCAGGAAGUGGUGGUACGAGGGCCACCUUUUUGUAUGUUAGAGCAAUCUGCUCAGGAAAUUGUUCAGAAGGUGAGGAAGCCUCCGCCACUGUGCAGACCCACUGUAUCUCCAGACCAUGCUCCCCUGGAGUGCAUCCAGCUAAUGAAGCAGUGCUGGAAUGAGCAACCUGAGAGGAGACCAACAUUUGAUGAGAUCUUUGAUCAGUUCAAGAACAUAAAUAAAGGGAAGAAGACUAACAUCAUAGACUCCAUGUUGAGGAUGCUGGAGCAGUACUCCUCUAACCUGGAGGAGCUGAUCAGGGAAAGGACAGAGGAGCUAGAAAUUGAGAAACAGAAGACUGAGAAACUGCUCACACAGAUGCUGCCACCGUCAGUGGCCGAGGCUCUGAAGUUGGGAACCACAGUAAAACCGGAGUACUUUGACAGUGUCACUGUCUACUUCAGUGAUAUUGUUGGCUUCACUACAAUCUCAGCCAACAGUGAGCCCAUCGAGGUGGUGGACCUUCUUAACGACCUCUACACACUCUUUGACGCAAUCAUCAGCAACCAUGAUGUGUACAAGGUUGAGACAAUAGGUGAUGCCUACAUGGUGGCAUCAGGUUUGCCUGUGCCCAACGAGAACCGCCAUGCAGCUGAGAUUUCCAACAUGGCUCUGGAUAUCCUCAGUGCUGUGGGGACAUUUAAAAUGAGACACAUGCCUGAUGUCCCGGUCCGAAUCCGAAUAGGACUUCACACAGGUCCUUGUGUAGCUGGUGUUGUGGGCUUGACUAUGCCCAGGUACUGUCUGUUUGGAGACACAGUAAACACGGCUUCUAGAAUGGAGUCCACAGGGAUGCCAUAUCGGAUUCAUGUUCAUUCCAGCACAGUUAAAAUCCUAAUGGCACUGAAUGCAGGAUAUAAAGUCCAGUUAAGAGGGAGGAUUGAACUCAAGGGCAAAGGCACAGAAGAGACCUACUGGCUCAUUGGAAGAGACAGUUUCACCAAACCACUUCCUGUCCCACCUGAACUAAAGUCAGGGCCAGAGAACAAGGACUUUAAGUUGAUGCUUCAGAAGGCGGUGAAGAAGAUCUCUGCCGUGCGUCAGGUGGCCCAGAUUACUCUGGCUGAUGAAGACAACAUCAUGAUGCACCAUCACUGACAACCCUUCACCCGUGCUCUUGAGACAGGAACUUCAUGCAGUUAACAAAUGCAACCAGGAAGUCCUUUAUUCAUCUUUAUACAUCAGCCUUCUUCUUUUUUCCCUUGGUCUGGUCAAGGUGGUUUGAGCUCUGGAUAUUUACUACUGCCUGUAGUUGGGUUGGUGUGUCUCUAAAACCAGGACUUCUGCUUUAUUAUUAAUGGCUUCUGUUUGAGUUUGGGAAGGCAUGUCUCCUUGUGCAUUUCAGAGACUUUUGCUGUAACUUCUCGUUUUGGGACUGAAUGAUCUAUAAAUGAAUUAAACUGCUACAAGUGACACACACACAAUUACCAGGUGGAAUAUUCCAGCACUGCCUCUCCAUCUUGAACUCCAUCCUGAGAGAUUACAGGUCUAUUCUGAAUAUGAAGCACCUUUGUGACACAAGCCACAUGAGGAACUAAAAUUAUCCACCAGGAAUCCAUUGCUCAGCAGGAGGAGGAUUGGAUCAGCAGCAAAGAGAUAGACAGAGACAUCGACAGAGAGCCAUAGAAGUGAGGGUAAGAGAUUGGAUGAAGGGAUAAAAGACCUGAGUGCUUUCCAUUGCAUACAAAUUUCAAACUCUGGUUCCUAUCAUCUAUAGGAAAGAAAUGUCCUUCUCGCCUGAGGAGAAAACUUCCUAACCGGGUCGUCUUUGUCCUGGCCAGGAAAUAAGGAGCAGAAACUUGGUGCAUAAAAAAGAAACCAUACUUAUAUGUUUAACUGUUCAUGGUAUAAUUAGGGCUGAAUGGAACUGCAUAUAGUUUCCAUAUCUACUAGACUGAUCUAUUGACAUGGUAUGGUGUUAGAAUAGACCUUAGGACUAUUACUGAAAAUUUUUGUUCAGACAGACAUAUCUUAAUAAGGGGUAUGUUUAGCAUGGACUCCCAUGGAUGUCAUUAAUGCACAAACCUUUUAGCAAUGUAUGGACUUGUACAGUCUCAGAGAUGCAAACAUGUCAAAUGUACAGUGUCUGGGUUUUUUUUAUAGCUAUGAUGUAACUAAAAAUGAUCACUGAAGACAAAACAAAAUCUCUGUACUACCAUGACAUCAGGGAACAAUUCCAAAUGAGUUUAGAAUGAAAUUCAGAUAUAAAUAUUGAACUUGUGUAUUUAGGACACUGACCAGCUCCUCUGGACGAUCUGCCAACCUGCAGUGUUUAAUUCAAGCCAUAAUCUGCUACACCUGAUCCAGCUAAGCAGAUGAUCAGGUGCAAGAGAUUACAGGUUGGGACCGAUCUCUGUUGGAAUUGGUAGACAUUGAUUGAGGCCAUAUUUUAAGCAAGUGGCUCUCAAAUAUUCCACUUUCCAAGUGCAGCUCUGACUGAAGGGUUCGGUUAGUUAGUUGGAUCAGGAGUGUCAGCAAUGCAAACAGGUCCAAACUGCAGUUCUUUUAGCCACAACACACUUUUAUUUAAAGGUAAAAAAGAAAGAAAUUGAUGUUGAAUUAAUGAAAUUGUCCAUUAACAAUAA